Molecule: messenger RNA, 3983 nt
Organism: Heterocephalus glaber (naked mole-rat)
Lineage: Eukaryota; Metazoa; Chordata; Mammalia; Rodentia; Bathyergidae
Gene: Il18r1
Product: interleukin 18 receptor 1
Biological process (GO): positive regulation of type II interferon production; interleukin-18-mediated signaling pathway
Molecular function (GO): interleukin-18 binding; interleukin-18 receptor activity; interleukin-1 receptor activity
Source: RefSeq, a predicted model, not a curated record
UGCACCCUUGUCCCUGGGGAUCGGCGUCCCUGGCCCUUGUCCCUAGGAACAGUGUCCAGGCCUCGCCCUGGGUACAGCUGUCCCUGUUGCCGGCCUCACUUGGGUCAUAGCGCCUCCCGGCCUGAAGGGCGCGCAGGAGACACGAGCGACCCUUGCGCCCCCGUGGGCGCCACGGCCAGGGCCCGCAGAGCGGAAGUUUUGUGCUGUGCGCGUCCCAGGGAGCCCCAGCCCGGAGCACUCUGAGAGGAGCACCCCAAGAGGAGGGUACCCCCGACCCCGAGCGCCCAGGAGCCCAGAUCGCACUGACCCAGAUCCUUGCGCUUCAGGCUUUGGGGGCGGCAGAUCCCACUUCUAGUCGCCUCCCACCCCCUUCCUGUCCCCAGCCGCCCUCAGCUCUCAACUUUGCCCCGCCCCGCUCUAGGCUUUCAACUCUUUCGGGGUUCAGGGCUCCAGGCGGGGACCUGGACUCUGCUUGCAGUCCCAGCACCCUGGUGCGGAGGAGGAGGAGGGACAGCGACAGCAGCCACCUGCCCAUCUCGGGGAGGGGGCCCUCAGAAGAGGAACCAUUUGAAGCAGAAUCCUCAGCAUGCAUUGUGGAGAAUUAUUCUUGACCCUUUGGGUUCUUAUAGCUGAAAGCACUUCUGGAGAAGAUUGUAUUUCACGGUCCCACCUUAAUGUGGUAGAAGGGGAACCUUUUUAUCUCAAAUGUUGCCCAUCUUCAUCUGCUCAGAGGAAUGAAACAGCCACCCCACAGUGGUACAGAAGCAAUGAGUCCUACAAGGAUGCCAAGCUGAACCUGAGCACAUCACCCCGAAUUAUUUUGCACAAGGACAUUUUGGAGUUUUGGCCAGUGGAGUUAGAAGACCAAGGAUCCUAUACUUGCAACCUGGGAAAUAAUACUCAGAGAUGGAUGAUAAAUGUUACCAGAAGAAAUAAACACAGCUGUUUUACUGAAAAACAAGUAAAAAGUAAAACUGUGGAAGUUACAAAGUCUUUGCAGAUAACCUGUAAUAAUAGUUACUAUAAAGCACUGAUCCACAGAACGGCACUGUAUAAGAACUGUAAAAAAAUAAGCGAAAACAGUCUAUCCUAUUCAAAGCCCAUAUGGAAGAAUGCGGAGUUUAAAGACCAGGGCUACUACUCCUGUGUAUUUUCUCUUCUUCAUAAUGGGAAACUGUACAAUAUCACCGACACCCUCAAUAUAACAAUACUUGGAGAGCGCAAUGAUGUCAUUCCAGUUGUUCUUGGACCACAGCUGACUCGAGUUGAAGUGGAAUUAGGAAAAGAUGUAGAGCUCAACUGUUCUGCUUUGCUGAAUGAAAAUGACUAUUUUUAUUGGAGCUUCUGGAAAGAAAAAGGACCAGAUCCUAAUGUGCAUCAGGACAACAAAAUAAGACCUUGGACUUCAGAAGGCAAAACAUAUGCUUCACAAAUACUGAGAAUUGAGAAAGUUACUGAAAACAAUCUAAAUUUUUUAUACAAUUGUACUGUGGUCAACGAAGGAACCACAGAUACCAAAAGCUUCAUCUUGUUGAGAAAAGCAGGCACAGCUGAUAUUCCCAGCCAUGCCUUUACUGGAGGGAUGAUUGCAGCCAUUGUGGUCUCCAUGGCAGUCUUGUGCCUGGCGUUUGUGUGUGUGGUUUACAGAGUGGACUUGGUUCUGUGUUACAGACAUUGGAUGAGAAGAGAUGAAACCUUAACAGAUGGCAAAACGUUUGAUGCUUUUGUGUCCUACCUAAGAGAAUAUCGCCCUGAGCAUGGAGAAGAGUACACUUUUGCUGUGGAGACUUUGCCCACGGUGUUGGAGAAACAUUUUGGGUAUAAGUUAUGCAUAUUUGAAAGGGAUGUCCUGCCUGGAGGAGCUGUUGUUGAUGAAAUCCAUUCACUGAUCAAGAAAAGCCGAAGACUGAUCAUUGUCCUCAGUAAAAGUUACAUGUCCAACGAAGUCAGGUAUGAACUUGAGAGUGGACUCCACGAGGCACUGGUGGAAAGGAAAAUUAAAAUAAUCUUAAUUCAGUUUGCACCUGUUGGUGACUUCACGUUCUUACCACAAUCACUAAAGCUUUUGAAAUUACACAGAGUUCUCAAAUGGAAGGCUGGUGAAUCUCUUUCCUAUAACUCGAGGUUCUGGAAAAACCUUCUUUACUUAAUGCCUGCAAAAGUGAUCAAGCCAGACAGGGGCGGAGCAGAGGGUUUGCCUGUUCUUGCUGAAGUAUCUUGACAUUUAGCUGAGUGUCACAAAGACCUCUAGUGAUCCUGGGGACUGAGUGUGUGAGCCUGUUCAGAACAGACCUGCAUUUGAAACAUUUAACUACAAUUCCCACUUACUGUUUGAAGAUGAGAUGUGUCAUUAAGUUGUCAGGGAUGAGACUAAACCUUGAGCUGGUUCUGUGCUUCUGGAAGACCUUGGAAUUCAAAAGAGCUGCAGCCUCCGACCCCACAUUGGGCAGCUGAUCCCAUAGUCAGCAAGUGUGACCCAACUGUGCCUGACAACAAGGGAACUGUGCUAAGAGCUUCUGUGCUAACAGUUCAUUUAGACUAAGGGAUUUUCAACUCAGGAAGAAGGAUUCUUUAGAAACCAGUGGGUGGCAGUCCUUGGAAUGCUGUCUUACUUCCAUAUCUCUAGCCACCUUGGAUCUUGGUGGGGCUGGGGAUGUGAGGAUGUAGGAGUUGCAGGGGUGAGCAAGGUAAGAGCCCACUGCAAGCAGGGCCUGCACCCCAGCACACAUUUCCUUCUCCUGGUCCCUGUUCAAAGCAACAGUUCCUGGAGCCCCAGUGAGGCCCAGGGCAGAGGUUGCUUAUGCAGACCUAUUCUUGGGAACCUUCUACUAGACAGGCGCUUUGACCAGCUAAGCUAUAGGGCCCCUUCUUGGGAACUUUCUAAAGGCAGUCCCAAGCGCCUUUGUGUCUUUCAGGAGAGACUCACACUUUAAUUCAGAUAUUCUCAGCUUCUUUCGCUUUUAAUGGUCUACAAAAUUUGUAGAUUUCAUGUAAAUAUUUAUAUUCAGGAUGGUGCCAGAUCACAUUUUCCAUUAAAUAGGAAAAGAAAAACAAAGGUAUGUAUCCACUUGAUUUUUAAAAAAUCUUAUGACUGAAAGGCCCCUAGCAUGGAGGCAGUGUGACAUGGUGGGUGAGGGUCUUGGCUGGGUUGCCCAUCUGAGUGCCAGUCUUUCUCUUCCUCUGUGACCUCAGGAGCUUUACCUGACCUCCCUGUGCCUCAGUUUCUUCAUCUGUAAAAUGAACUUAUGCUGGUGGUACCUGCUUCUCAGGGUACUAAAUCAGUAAGUAAAGAACUUAGAACAGUUCUUGGCAGAGUUAUCAUUCUUUUACUGUUGCUAUUAAGGUUAUUGUUACCAUAAUUAAUUCUUACUUAGCAGUGGGCUAAAGGGAAGUCACAGAGCAGGAAGGGGAAGCUAAUCUGGAGAGGAAGUCAGGUUUGAUCGGAGGACAUUUGCAAAGACAGUGAGACCUAGAAGACAGGCAUAUCGACCAGGCAAAUGGUGUUUCUGCAUCGGAAUCCAUAUCUUAAAUGCAACAGCUGGUCAUGAAAGUUGCAGUGAGAAGCAUCAACAUUCAAGCAGAAGGGAAAGUCACAUGAGCAUGGAAGCGACGGUGUGGAGGGCUGGUUAGAAUCUAUGGGCACAGAAUGAAUGUUCCAGAAAAAUUUAAAGUGGAGAUUGUUUAAAACAGAUGGAGUACAUUUUGCUAAAAAUUCAAGAAGAAUGAGCUUUCCUGUGUAAGAGAGUGAUUUAAUUUUAACACUUAUGAAUUUGUGCACUAAUUGGCUAGAUUAAAAAGUAAAUGAAUUAAUGUUUAUGUUUUAUGUGUGAAAAAUUUGAAUAAAAUAAAUAAAUUUCAUUACUGUAUGUCUCUAGUACCUAGAAUGAUUUUGCUUUCCUCUUUUGUUACCCAGUCUUUAAAGCACACUAAAUAUAUUUUGUAUUAAAUGUAUUUCACAUUAAAUGUGUUAAAUAUGUGCAUUA